This is a messenger RNA of Blepharisma stoltei, 582 nucleotides long. NCBI's taxonomy places the organism in Eukaryota, Ciliophora, Heterotrichea, Heterotrichida, Blepharismidae. The record is from the annotation of a GenBank genome assembly.
AUGGAAGUUUAUGUCCUCAGACAUGCGCAGUCUACAUACAAUCAAUGAGCAUUCAAGCAUUGGUUUAAACCAUGGGAAUGGAUGUCCGAAUCUCCUGAAUUUUAUGAUGCCAAUUUGACAGAAAAAGGGAGAAAACAAGCCCGAAAAGCUAGAGAGAAAUAUCAAGAUGUCGUAGCCAGAUGCGACUUGAUUAUUUGUUCUCCAUUCACCAGAGCUAUUGAAACUAUGAAAAUCGUAUUUGAAGGCUCAGAGUGCCCUGUAAUAAUCACUCCUCUGAUUGCAGAAAGAACAGACACCACUUGUGAUAUAGGAUUGCCACUAUCACAGCUCAGAGCUCUACAUCCAGACUAUGAGUUUAUGCAUUUCGAAGACGAAUAUUGGUGGUUUUGUGAUAAAAAUAACCCGAAAGUGUUAAUCAAAGAGCCACGAGAUAGCGUAUGUCGAAGAGCUUUAAGAUUUGACGACUUCUUAAAUACGAGAAAAGAAAAAGUUAUUGUCAUUGUUACACAUGGACAUUUUAUUAGGAUGUUUUUAAGGGAAAAUCUCAUGCUUGGGAACUGCAGCAUGAAGAAGGUGAGAUAA